This is a messenger RNA of Cucurbita moschata (crookneck pumpkin), 1359 nucleotides long. RefSeq lists its product as uncharacterized. Gene Ontology annotation, molecular function: hydrolase activity, hydrolyzing O-glycosyl compounds. The record is from RefSeq and is a predicted model, not a curated record. The transcript is spliced from 5 exons. The coding region runs from base 1 to 1359 and encodes 452 amino acids. NCBI's taxonomy places the organism in Eukaryota, Viridiplantae, Streptophyta, Magnoliopsida, Cucurbitales, Cucurbitaceae.
AUGACGAUGAAUGUGACGGUAGAGAUCAAGGCAGGGGAAAUGGAUAAGGGUCUGAGUUUGAUGGAGGAUUUGAAGUCGGGAGGUUUGAAUAUCAGUAGCCACACGGAAAUACCAGGAAGGGUCAAAAUAAUUGGAUUCAUCAAGAAAAGGACAGUUGAAGAGAAUUUUGACCUUCUCGAUUUAGAGCAAGCAAAAGCCGGAUUGGCUCAAUAUAAUCCUUUUGUGUUGAACAAGACUAUUGCUGAAGCCUAUGAAGCUGUUGUUGAUGUGCUUGGAGAGAGUGGUUUAAUGGUGAUUGCCGACAACCAUAUGAGUCAGCCAAUAUGGUGUUGCUCUCUUGACGAUGGCAAUGGAUUUUUUGGAGACCGCUAUUUUGACCCUCAAGAAUGGCUACAAGGUCUUAGCUUAGUUGCUCAACGCUUUUCCAAGAAACCAACGGUGGUUGGAAUGAGCCUACGAAACGAGAUACGAGGAACCAAUGAAAAUGUAAAUGAUUGGAACAAUUAUGUUACUCAAGGAGUAACAACAAUCCACAACAUUAACCCAAAUGUUUUAGUGAUUGUUUCGGGCCUAAAUUUUGAUAAUGAUCUUCGAUGCUUAAAAGAGAAGCCCUUGAACGUAAGCACCUUAGACAACAAGUUGGUUUUUGAGAGAAGGACAAACCAAUUUCCUUUGUUUGUCAUCGAAUAUGGGUACGAUCAGAGAGAGGUUAAUGAUGCAGAAAAUCGGUUCAUGAGUUGCUUCACAGCUCAUCUUGCACAAGAAGAUUUAGAUUGGGCAUUAUGGACUUGGCAAGGUAGCUAUUAUUAUAGGGAAGGUCAAGCAGAGCCGGCAGAAACUUUUGGAGUUCUCGACUCCAAUUGGACUCAAAUUAAAAAUCCUAACUUGGUCCAGAAGUUUCAACUAUUGCAGACUAUGUUGCAAGAUCCAAAUUCCAAUGCAUCGUUCUCGUAUGUUAUAUAUCAUCUACAAAGUGGCCAAUGCAUCCAAGUCUCAAAUGACAACAAAGAUAUUUUCAUGGGUAAUUGCUCCAUCUCAAGUCGAUGGACUCAUGACAAUGAUAGCACUCCAAUUAGGAUGUCAAGCACUGGUUUAUGCUUAAAGACGAGCGGAGAAGGCCUUAUGCCAUCUCUCACAACAGAUUGCUUUGGCCCUCAGAGUUCUUGGACAGCCAUUUCAAACACUAAGCUUCAUUUGGCCACCGUAACUCAAGAUGGGAAGAGUCUUUGCUUGCAGGUUGAAAGCUCUAAUUCUUCAAAAAUUGUGACAAACUCAUGUAUUUGCACUGACGGUGCUCCAAAUUGCCUCCAAGACACCCCAAGUCAAUGGUUUGAACUUGUUGAAACCAACACAUUGUGA